Messenger RNA from Symbiodinium sp. CCMP2592, 303 nucleotides. The record is from the annotation of a GenBank genome assembly. Lineage: Eukaryota; Dinophyceae; Suessiales; Symbiodiniaceae.
AUGGGCGUUCUGGGCGACAUCGACUUCUCCAAGCCCGGCCCGGCUGGCACAACGGUAACGUGCACAGACGUGGUCUCCUCGCUGGAGUACUUCUACGCAGCAGAGAAGCCACCCGAGGAGCUCCCAACAAUCACAGUACUUUACAGUUCUGACACAAAGAGGCCCGGAGUGAGUAGUGGUCGGGAAAGAGUAGUACUUGCUGGACGUUUGCAUCCCUCAGGGGCGAGUUCCUGCCAAUCACGAGAUUGGCCCAACUGCAUGCUUUCGUGUCGGCCUGGCACGAUGCGAAGUCCCCGGAGCUGA